AUAGGGACCUUACAAUAGCAACAGUGAAGUCAAUCAAACUGAAGCAAACAAAAGUAAGGUAACCCAAAACCUAAUAAAAUGAGACAUCUAACUCUGUAUGAAGCUUAUCCACUGUUAUCUUUUUUCCAUAACAACCUACUUCUUCAUUAUUUUUGAUACCUACCGUAUUUCCGCGCAUAUAAGCCGAGGCUUAUUAAUGAAACCUUCACUUAAAAGCGCAUUUUUCCUCACUUUAGAUUAGCACUAUGUGCUUCCACACUCGUUAAAAAACAGGUUUUUUCAAUGUACUUCUAUGUAAUUGCUUAUCAGUGUUCUUAUUUAUGAAGAUAAACAUGGACUUCGCAGUGAGGAAUUUCUGUUGAUAAGCACAAUGCUUAUAUGUUCGGAAAUACGGUAAUCAUUUUUAGUAUUUUUUCUCAUUUUUAAGCAAUAGGUAGCAUCAACAAUACGUUAGUCCACAAUUGAAACAUGUGCAUAAUUUGAUGUCCUUAUUGGUUGCAAGUUGAUAAAGCGAGGCCGAUAAACAUAAUCAUUGGAAAUGAUGAAAAACAUUUCAAUCUUCAACGUUUAUUUUCAACUCAUAAGUGAAUCUCUGUGAAUUGAGUGAUUUUAUGAUCAACUAUGGAUAUUGAUGGGUGUUUAUCGAAUCUGGAACGACAUACAAAUACUACCUCAUAUAAUGGAAUCGACGAACCGUCAGUGCUAUCAAUACCAUCACCUUUAAUGUCAUUACAGUCAUUACCCCACCUUGAUCCAAAUUAUGUUGAAAAUUAUUUAAACGAAGAAAGUGGUAAAGUAUUGGAUGUUGGCCAGAUCAAGGAGUUUUCUCAAGCUAUCGAUGCUUAUUUUGCUUCAAACCAUGACACCCAUGAAAUUGGUCCACUACCAACCGAAGAUUCAUCUUCAACCAUUCAAAGUUCACCUAGCAGUUCUUGUUUUAACACAUGUAAUCCAAGCUGUAACUCACCUUGUAAUAUACAUUUUAACUCGCCACGAAACUCAUCUCGUUAUUCAUCAUCAACACAAUUGAAACAUUUGUCAAAUAUUAAUCCAGACUAUCGUCAUGUAAAGAUAGCCUGUCCCAAGUUCAAGAGUAAACUAACACUGGCUAAUGACAUUUCAAAAGUGAAAGAACCAUGGAUAUCUCAUGUUGCUAAGCAAAUUUUAUCUGUAUAUUAUUCACCAUUGAGUUUAAAAUCAGAAUUCAUCUCAAACCAGACAAUGUUGGAUGCAUUUGAGUCUGUAGCAGUUCAAGAAGUAGCUCAAGCUUUCAAGACAACAGCCUUCGUCAAUCCUCAUAAUGAUAUUGGUUUCAUAGAAAGUCAUUUUUUCUCUGACCCAACUCCGCCUGAGCUUGUUUCUACUUGUGAAAAGAUACGCGCUUUUAGGAAACUACCCACUGAUGACAAAGUGACACUUCUUAAAAGUGCGUUUCUUGACUUCAAUGCAUUAAAAGGAGUAAUCGUCUUUGAUCCAGAAGUCGAUGGUUGGGUUUAUGGAGGGAAAGUUUGGUCAAGAAAAUGGUUUUACGAAAUAAAUCCAGCGCAAACCAGAAGAUUGGAUCAUAUCAUUGAAACCUUUCCUAAUUUGCUUCGAAAUGAUCUCAACGCUAUCGCCUUACUUUAUACAAUUGGCCUUUUUAAUCCUGAUUUGGUUAAAUUGAAGUUUCGGAGCACAGUAAGGCGAGAGCGAUACACUUACAUUUAUCUGCUUAAACGGUAUCUGACCGCUUACUUUGGUUCCGACUGUGAAGCGUCAGACACUCUUUAUCGUUUGAUGGUUAAAAUUGAUGAAAUUGUCGAACUUAGAAGAGGAACUGCGAAAUAUUUCGAUAGCUAUCAACCUGGUUGUUCAACAAUAAUGACAAAUCAUGUGGCUCACUUAGUUCAAUUCAAAAGCCUUUAAUAUUCUAGAAAUACAAGGUUUCUGCUGAAGUUAAGCUAUGAAUUGAAACAAACCUGAUGGGCACAUUAAUAUCAACAGUGCAAAUUGCAUUCAUCUCAGUCCGCAUCGCUUAAGCGCUAAAAAAGUUUUUUUCACUCAUGAACCUUCAAAAAUUUUUGCAGUAGCCAAUUUAAUGAUUCUUAAUAUUACACUCUCAUUAACAAGAUUUGAAUUCAAUCUGAACUUAUUUUUUCUUUUUUCUUUAUAUAGUGGAGAUACAAAAAUAUUAAUAGAAAGGGAUUUUCGUUUAACUGUGAGAUUUAUAAACAUGUCGAUAGUAACUGGACUGGCAUGAACAUCAAAGAUGCUACAUGUUAGCCUGUAAAAAGGGUUAAGCCCUUCUUCAUCUACACAAUAAUCGGCAGGUUCAUUCAAAUUUGUAAAAAAAAUAAAACUCAACUUCAAAGC
Messenger RNA from Tetranychus urticae (two-spotted spider mite), 2352 nucleotides. The record is from RefSeq and is a predicted model, not a curated record. Lineage: Eukaryota; Metazoa; Arthropoda; Arachnida; Trombidiformes; Tetranychidae.